AUGGCUAGUAAACCUUUUGUGGAGUCAAUUUUACAGUUAAUCAACACAUUCUUCAUCAUAUGUGGAUUAUGGACAUUGGGUUAUGGAAUAAUUUGUUUAUUGAAGUGGAAGCAAAACCCAUUGAAGGAUCCAAUUCCUAAUAGCAAUAAUGCCAAAUUGAUGAUUGUUCAUCGCCUAUUGCUUUCUGUUGAACUUUCAAAACCCUCUUUUCAUUUACUUCCUAAGGCUUGGUUUAUCUACCUCCUAAUCGGAAUUGGUGGAAUACUCCUCAUUAUCUCUUGUAGUGGAUUUUAUUGUGUGUUCUUGGCUCUACUUGUCAUAGUUGAGCUGUGGAGUGCAGCUUUCAUAUUCUUCACACACAAUUGGGAAAAGGUUAUUCCAAAAGAUACAAGUGGUAGAUUUAUCUCAGUUUAUGGCUUCAUGAAUGUCCAUUGGAGUGUCCUCAGAUGGAUUGGUCUUGGUGUUUUUGUAUUACAGGUGAUCCCUAUGCUUCUAGCAUUAUAUUUGAGAUCAGUGUUCAAGCGUGAUGAUAAUAUUAAUGAUAAUGAACGCAUUGUGCAUCUUCCUCGUGUUAGACCAUCCAAUAAUAAUUACAGGAUUCAUGAAAUUCCAAUAGUACACUCCCCCCUUGUUCCUUGCUCACGCUCUGCGCAAUUGGACAUCUCCUUGGAGAAAAGCUCGGACUUCCACAAAAGCUCAAAGGUCAGCACCGAAGAUAACAACUCGGCGUCGACUCCCAGGGACCGAGCUCUCCCAUCAGGUACACUCCCCCUUGUUCUUUGUUCACGCUCUGCGCAAUUGGACAUCUCCUUGGAGAAAAGCUCGGACUUCCACAAAAACUCAAAGGUCGACACCGAAGAUAACAACUCGGCGUCGACUCCCAAAAACUGA
Messenger RNA from Arachis duranensis, 891 nucleotides. RefSeq names its product tobamovirus multiplication protein 2A-like. The record is from RefSeq and is a predicted model, not a curated record. The transcript has 7 exons. NCBI's taxonomy places the organism in Eukaryota, Viridiplantae, Streptophyta, Magnoliopsida, Fabales, Fabaceae. The coding region runs from base 1 to 891 and encodes 296 amino acids.